AUGAAUAUAAGCCAGAGCUGCAGCUCCUGCCAGGGCUGGGAGGGGAGACCCGAGAGGGUCAUCGUGCCACUGGUCUUCUGUCUAAUCUUCCUGCUGGGUACAGUGGGCAACAGCCUGGUCCUAGCUGUGCUCCUUCGGAAUGGCCAGAUGACCAGCAACACCACCAACCUGUUCAUCCUGAACCUGGGCAUUGCUGACCUCUGUUUCAUCCUGUGCUGUGUGCCCUUCCAGGGCACCAUCUACACCCUGGACUCCUGGGUCUUCGGCUCCUUCAUGUGCAAGCUCGUCCAUUUCUUCAUCUACCUGACCGUCUACGCCAGCAGCUUCACCUUGGCCGCAGUCUCCGUCGACAGGUACCUGGCGAUUCGUUACCCACUGCGAUCCCGGGAGCUGCGGACUCCCCGAAAUGCCCUGACCACCAUCUGCAUCAUCUGGGCCCUCUCUCUCAUCUUUGCUGGCCCUUACCUCAGCUACUAUCAGGUGAUCCACUACAGAGAGCUGACCCUCUGCUUCCCAGUCUGGGAUGACUACAGGCGCAAGAUCAUGGACAUUUUCACCUUCAUCUUUGGGUACAUCAUCCCAGUGUUGAUCCUGAGCCUGGCCUAUACCAGGACCAUCAGGUACCUUUGGACUGCUGUGGAUCCUAUCGAAGACAUGUCUGAAUCCAAGAAAGCCAAGCGCAAGGUAACGAAGAUGAUCAUUAUCGUGGCUGUCUUGUUCUGUCUCUGCUGGCUGCCCCAUCACCUGGUUAUCUUGUGUUUCUGGUUCGGCCACUUCCCUCUCAAUCAGGCCACCUAUGUUUUCAGGCUUUUGUCACACUGCAUGUCCUAUGCCAACUCCUGCCUCAACCCCAUCGUCUAUGCCCUGGUCUCCAAACACUUCCGCAAAGGCUUCAAGAAAGUCUUCAACUGCCUCCUGAGGAAAACAGUGGUCAGCAAAGUGCACGUGGUGCAAGUGGCCCACACGGAGGUUGGCUCCACCGAGGCCUUGCACAUCAUUGAACACCACAACCCAACAAGCAGUCACCAGUGGAGUCAGCCAGCUUCUCCAGGCCAUGAGGUGGCGCCACCAGGAACUUUCCUGGCCUUCAGUGUGACCUAA
This is a messenger RNA of Hemiscyllium ocellatum (epaulette shark), 1101 nucleotides long. RefSeq names its product galanin receptor 2a-like. Gene Ontology annotation, molecular function: G protein-coupled receptor activity. NCBI's taxonomy places the organism in Eukaryota, Metazoa, Chordata, Chondrichthyes, Orectolobiformes, Hemiscylliidae. Gene Ontology annotation, biological process: G protein-coupled receptor signaling pathway. The transcript has 2 exons. The record is from RefSeq and is a predicted model, not a curated record. Gene Ontology annotation, cellular component: membrane. Bases 1 to 1101 code for a protein of 366 amino acids.